Molecule: messenger RNA, 1057 nt
Organism: Hibiscus syriacus
Lineage: Eukaryota; Viridiplantae; Streptophyta; Magnoliopsida; Malvales; Malvaceae
Product: zinc finger protein 7-like
Exons: 2
Coding region: 129-890 (253 amino acids)
Biological process (GO): negative regulation of abscisic acid-activated signaling pathway
Source: RefSeq, a predicted model, not a curated record
AAAGUGCCCCAAAAAUUCAAACAAUCACUGCGCCAGUGGGUGUAGAAGAUCUGACUAAUUAAUACUGUAACAUUUCAUACCGGAGGUAUCAAACGGAACAAGCAGUAGACAUUGCUAAUUAUCCGAGAAUGACACCACCGAACCCGAGGUUAGAAUCCAUAAAUGAUUCAGAAGCGGGUAGCAAAGUGACUUCCAACAACAUAUGUCUGCAAGAAGCAUCCUCCGAUCCAUCAAAGGAUAGCACGGCAACUACUUCCUGCCUCACAAAUCCUGUAAAGGAUCAACCGGAUUUGGGGUCUGUUUCCCUAGACCUGACUCUCCGUAUCAGUGCCAGUGAUGCCGAGAUGAAAGGAACCGGUGAGACUAGUAGUGAGAUAGUGGCGGCCAAUCCUCUGUCAACCGCUAUCCCGAGAGUUUUCUCUUGUAAUUAUUGCAGGCGUAAGUUUUAUAGUUCGCAGGCACUGGGUGGACACCAGAAUGCUCAUAAGAGGGAGAGGUCAAUGGCGAAGCGUGCGAUGCAUAUGGGGAUAUUGUCUAAUAGGUAUAUAAGCUUGGCAUCUUUGCCGCUUCACGGUUCUGCAUUUCGGUCCCUCGGGAUCAAAGCUCAUUCCUCUAUGCACCACGGAAUCAUGCAAUCCCAGAGGCCUCUAGACACAAGAGCUGGAGCACGGCUCGAUCAAGGGUAUUUCGGGAUGCCGAUAUUCAUGGAAGAAGAUGAUGUUGACGUCUUUUGGCCGGGGAGUUUCAGGCAGGUGAAUGAAGGGGCCAGCAGCAACCUGGCUUCAGAUUACGCUCAAAAUUCAACUCGAAGUUCAAAUAUAAGUUUUGUAGCAACGGCAUCACCACCAAGAACUGAUACAUAUUUGCCGGAUCUUACAUUGAAGCUCUAAUUUUCUGAAGGUCGGUUUACAUCUAAACGUAAUACUAAUUAAAGCUCUACUCUGUAUAAUUGAGAUGCAUUAGCAAUGGCUGCUAGAUCCUAAGGUUAUUUUUUCUAGAUUUCUUUAACAUUUUAAUUUUCUAUUUUGAUCCAUGCCAUUGAGUUGCUCCUGAUGUG